Molecule: messenger RNA, 2513 nt
Organism: Cercocebus atys (sooty mangabey)
Lineage: Eukaryota; Metazoa; Chordata; Mammalia; Primates; Cercopithecidae
Product: mesothelin-like protein
Exons: 15
Coding region: 1-2418 (805 amino acids)
Biological process (GO): cell-matrix adhesion
Cellular component (GO): cell surface
Source: RefSeq, a predicted model, not a curated record
AUGACGGACUCAGAUGCAGGCGUGCAGCACGACCCCUGGGGCGCAGAGACUGCAGAGCAGAGCCCUGGUGCCCUGCAGAGCUCGGGCCUCACCCUCCUCCUGUCCCUCGCCGCCCACUGCUCUGGGCCCCAAGUCAAGGGUCUUUCCCCAGGAGGGCUGGAUGCCAGUGGGGCCAACCUGUGGGCCAGGAGGAAGUGCUGCCCCAGGGUCUGGUGCUGGGGGACAGUGGAGUCGGACCUUGGUCCUGCAGGCUGCGUGCAGCCCGUGCCCUUCUGCUGGGCAGCCGCGCUCAACUGCUUCCACCCCUCCCAGACCCUCCCUGCCACUGUCCCCUCCUCUCUGCCCAGUGCCAACUGCUCCCUGCUGCAAGGCGUCUGGUGCCAGCCGGCCGGUCAGCUGCCCCGGGACCAGCUCUCAGCCCUAAUCCAGAGGCUGGCCUUGCUGCAGGUCCCCCUCCAGGCCUGGCAGCUCAGCUGCUUGGCCAACCUGGCAUCACGGUGCGGCCUCCAGGACGACUUCACGCUCCACCCGCCCAACCUGCUGCUCUUCUACAACCUGAGCCAGGUGCGGGAAGUUGACUGCCGGGCCUUCAUCCGCCGCGCCGCCCAGGGGGACGUGGAGCUGCUGAGCCAUCUACCCGACCAGAGGGUCGCCCUGCAGCGUGUGGCUGUGGGCUGCCUGGCGGGGGCCCGCCCACAGCUCAGCGCCUCCAACCUGCCGCUGCUCGGGGCCCUGGUGUGUGACAUGGACGCGUCCAGCAUCAGUGCUGCGGACCCCCACGUGCUGGAGAACCUGCAGCGCUGCCCCCGGCUGACCACCGCCCAGCGCAUUGCCCUCAACUCACUGCUGGCCGGUGGGAAGACCUCGCUCGGGCCCCCUGGCUCCUGGACACUGGAGGGGCUGCAGGCCCUGGGUUCCCUGGCCACAUACAUCAGCCCUCACCUGUGGGCACAGGUGCAGGAGGCCGUGGGCCUGGGCUUCUUCAGUAGCAUGGUGGCGGCAUGCCGGGCAGGGAGGCUCAGCCAGCAUGAGGCCAGGCGCUUCGUCACCAGCUUCCUGGAGUCCAAGACCAAACUGGUGUCCUCCAGGCCCAGGCUCAGCACAGGGAGAUCCUGUGUCCGAGGCAACAUCACGGCCGCCACGCUGCGGGACAACCUCUUCCUGGUGCACUACGACUGUGCACAGCUUGAGUCCUGCCUGGAUGGCCACGUCCUCAGAACCAACCUGGAACCCCUGCUGCAGCACCCACUGCCCACUGAGUGCCAGCGCGUGGUCAAGGCCAAGCUCGAGCAGAUCUACCCACAAGGCCUCCCGGAGUAUCAGCUGCGGCUCAUCACCUCGCUGGUCUACCUCUACUCCUGCACCGAGAUCGGCCAGUGGAGCAUCACCUCCCGGGACACGGUUGUGGCUCUGCUGGCCUCUGAUGUGGCCCUGGAGAACCAGACAGAGGUGAGGGCACCUGGGCAGGCGGGCAGGUGGGUGGUCCCAAGCCCCAGCCCACCCCACCGACCCUGGCUCUGCCCCCAGGCUAGGUUACAUUCUGAAGUUCUGAGUGGAUGUGAAUUUGGGGGAACCCUGUUCACCCCAGGACAGAGGGUGAGAGGAAAGCUGUGGCUCAGGAAGGGAGGGCCAUGCCCAGCCGUUGGAAGGGUCGGGGACUGGUGGCCAACUCCUCAGCCUCCUGCCUCCCCCAGGCUGGCCGGGGCCCUGGACGUCUCUUCCUGCCCCCAGAGCCGGAAGGACGUGCUCUACGCCAAGGCCCGUGAGGCCUUCAGCAGCAGCAGCAGGACCCCAGCUGCCUACUACCACUUCAUGCGCCCCUACCUCGGCGGUGCACCGGUGGAGGAGCUGCAGCACCUGGCCCAGGCCAACAUCUCCAUGGACAUCGACACCUUCACCAGCCUGAACCCCCGCGUGCUGCAGAGCCUAGAUGUCAGCAACGUGACUGCGCUGCUGGGCCACAACGUGGGAGACCUGCAGAAGGCCCGCAGCCACCCCACCGUCAGGUCCUGGCUGUACAGCCUCAACAGCUCCGCCCUGGGCCAGCUGGGCCUUGACGCCAGCCCCGCUGGCCCCACCAGCCCCACCGGCCCCUCCAGCCCCACCGGCCCAGCCCACGGCACCAGCGGGCCCCCCAGCACCACCCACCAAGCGCCUCAUCUGGUCCACACCUCAGGCCUGCCCGGGAACGCUGCCCAGGCCUCCACCUCAGGCAGCCCGUGGGCCCCCCUGGGGUACCUGCCCCUGGCGGUGGCCCUGCCCUCUAGCCUCCUGUGGCUGCUGCACUGGGGGACCUGCACCCUGGCUUCUGUGGACAUUGCUGCCUCGGGGUGGCUGGGUUCACAGGGGUCAGGUGCAGGAAAAACAGGGCUGUUAGAUUCAGCUGGACGCCCACUAGGACUGAGGGGCCGGCUCUAGGCCAGGCCAACCUGCCCAAGCCCCACCUCCUAGGCCGCCCCGCCCAUCCCCGCCUCCAGGCCCUGCGAGCUGGACUGAGGACCAGGCCCUGAGGA